CGGCGGCGGCGGCCGAGCGGCGAGGACGGGACGUAGCCCGCCCGCCCACUCACUCGCUCUCCUCGUCGGAGCCCCUCGGCGGCGCCCGAGCCGGCGGCGGGGAGGAUGCCGUCGGUGAGCCUGCCGCCCAAGGAGAACGCGCUCUUCAAGCGCAUCCUGAGGUGUUAUGAACAUAAGCAGUAUAGAAAUGGGCUGAAGUUCUGUAAACAGAUCCUUUCCAAUCCCAAGUUUGCAGAACAUGGAGAAACCUUGGCAAUGAAAGGACUAACAUUGAACUGUCUAGGGAAGAAGGAGGAAGCUUAUGAACUUGUGCGCAGAGGCCUAAGGAAUGACCUGAAGAGUCAUGUCUGUUGGCAUGUCUAUGGCCUUCUUCAGAGGUCAGACAAGAAGUAUGAUGAAGCUAUCAAAUGCUAUAGAAAUGCACUGAAAUGGGACAAAGACAAUCUUCAAAUCUUGAGAGACCUUUCUCUGCUGCAGAUUCAAAUGAGGGAUCUUGAAGGUUACAGGGAAACAAGAUACCAGUUGCUUCAGCUCCGACCUGCACAGCGAGCAUCAUGGAUUGGUUAUGCCAUUGCUUACCAUCUCCUGGAAGACUAUGAAAUGGCAGCAAAAAUUUUAGAGGAAUUUAGGAAGACACAGCAGACAUCACCUGACAAAGUGGACUAUGAGUACAGUGAGCUGCUGCUCUACCAAAAUCAAGUCCUCCGGGAAGCAGGGCUGUAUAAAGAAGCCUUGGAGCAUCUUUGUACCUAUGAGAAGCAGAUCUGUGAUAAACUGGCUGUUGAAGAAACUAAAGGAGAACUCCUGCUUCAGCUUGGCAGACUUGAAGAAGCAGUUGAAGUCUACAAGGGACUGCAGGAAAGAAAUCCUGAAAACUGGGCUUACUACAAAGGCUUGGAAAAGGCACUUAAGCCAGCUAAUAUGAUGGAGAGACUAAAGAUCUAUGAAGAGGCCUGGACUAAAUACCCAAGGGGACUGGUUCCAAGAAGAUUACCAUUAAACUUUUUGUCUGGUGAAAAGUUUAAGGAAUGUCUGGACAAGUUUUUAAGGAUGAAUUUCAGCAAAGGUUGCCCACCAGUCUUCAAUACUUUGAGGUCAUUAUAUAAAGACAAGGAGAAGGUGGCAAUCAUAGAAGAGCUCGUGAUAGGUUAUGAAACCUCUCUAAGAAGCUGCAGGUUAUUUAACCCAAAUGAUGAUGGUAAAGAAGAACCUCCAACCACUUUACUUUGGGUCCAGUAUUAUUUGGCUCAACAUUAUGAUAAAAUUGGACUGCCAUCCCUGGCUCUAGAAUAUAUAAAUGCUGCUAUAGAAAGUACUCCCACUUUGAUAGAGCUCUUCCUUGUGAAGGCAAAAAUCUACAAGCAUGCUGGAAAUAUUAAAGAAGCUGCAAGGUGGAUGGAUGAGGCUCAGGCUUUGGACACAGCAGACAGAUUCAUCAACUCCAAAUGUGCAAAAUAUAUGUUAAAAGCAAACUCCAUUAAAGAAGCAGAAGAAAUGUGUACUAAGUUUACACGGGAAGGAACCUCUGCAGUAGAGAACCUUAACGAAAUGCAGUGCAUGUGGUUUCAGACAGAAUGUGCACAAGCCUACAAGGCAAUGAACAAAUUUGGAGAAGCACUUAAGAAAUGCCAUGAAAUUGAGAGACAUUUUGUAGAAAUCACAGAUGACCAGUUUGACUUCCAUACUUACUGUAUGAGGAAGAUCACCCUUAGGUCUUAUGUGGACUUGUUAAAAUUAGAAGAUGUGCUUCGACAACAUCCCUUCUACUUCAAAGCUGCACAGAUUGCCAUAGAGAUCUAUCUGAAACUUCAUGAUAAUCCCUUAACAGAUGAAAAUAAAGAACAUGAGGCUGAUACAGCAAACAUGUCUGACAAGGAGCUAAAGAAACUACGAAACAAGCAGAGAAGAGCCCAGAAGAAAGCACAACUGGAGGAGGAGAAGAAAAAUGCUGAGAAGGAGAAGCAGCAGAGGAAUCAGAAAAAGAAGAAAGAUGAUGAUGAUGAAGAGAUUGGAGGACCGAAAGAGGAACUUAUCCCUGAGAAACUGGCAAAGGUUGAAGCACCUUUGGAAGAAGCCAUUAAAUUUUUAAUACCCCUGAAGAAUUUAGUGAAGAACAAAAUAGAGACUCAUCUUUUUGCCUUUGAGAUUUAUUUUCGAAAAGAGAAGUUCCUUCUGAUGCUUCAGUCUGUGAAGAGAGCCUUUGCUAUUGAUUCUAGUCAUCCUUGGCUCCAUGAGUGUAUGAUUCAUCUCUUCAGCAGUGUAUCUGAAAGUAAGGAUCUGCCUGAUGCUGUUAGAACAGUGUUAAACCAAGAAAUGAAUCGGCUUUUUGGAGCAACUAAUCCAAAGAACUUCAAUGAAGCUUUCCUUAAAAGGAACUAUGACUCACUGCCACAUAGGUUAUCAGCUGCCAAAAUGAUGUACUAUUUAGAUCCUUCCAGUCAGAAGAGGGCAGUGGAACUGGCAAUGACCCUGGAUGAAUCUCUUAUUAACAGAAAUCUUCAGACUUGUAUGGAGGUAUUAGAAGCUUUAUGUGACGGUAGCCUUGGAGACUGUAAAGAAGCAUCUGAAACUUACAGAGCAAAUUGUCAUAAGCUUUUCCCUUAUGCUUUGGCUUUCAUGCCCCCUGGAUAUGAAGAGGAUAUGAAGAUCACAGUUAAUGGAGAUAGUUCUGCAGAACCUGAAGAACUGGCCAAUGAAAUAUGAACAACUUUAUUGGAAAAAAAUGACGUUGGACCAUAUCUGGUGUAUAAUAUUUUUGUCACGCACCUGCUGAAUUGUUCUAACUUACACAAAGAACAGAAGGAAAAAAAAAAACCCCGUUGCCUUCAAAUAGUUUUACUUUUUUUUUAUCCUGCUGACAAAGUAUAUAUAUAAAAUAUCUAACAUAUUACUGGUUAUAGGUUGUUUGGUUUCUUAAAAAUUAAAAGCUGCUAAAAUUGAAAAAAAAAAAAAAGGAAAAAAUAAACAACCCUUUUCCUCACCUACCCACCCAUGUUUUUAAACUAAUUUAUAUGAGACCUGGAGGUGCAUAGCCCUCAGAGCAGGUGUGUGGCAGAAAUAUUAACUUUAAAUUUGUCUUGUGAGAUUACUGUUAUCUCAGACAGCAAAACUGCUGUUUUAGCACUGGAUUCUUUCACUGAGCACAAAGAGUUGAUGGGGCUUUAGCAUCUGACUGAUUUUGAUACGGGGGAUGAUUGUGUCCAUAGGAAGUAUGCAAUGUGAAUCAGAAUAUACAGAGAAACCUGCAACAUACUUGUUAUGUUGGGGUGCUUGGACAUACUGAUAUCAACCAGAAUUAAGAAACAUAGUGUGUUCAAUAAGCUUGUUGUGUCUCUGAAAUUCACUGUACACGAUCAGUUUGGUGUUCUUGCACCACAGUUUUUACCUGAAGGAACCAGUUAAAAAUGGUCUCUCUUGGAAUUAAACCUGGGGUGGGGAGAGGAGAAUCAACAUUGCUGUUCUUGAGAUGAACCUAUCGGCGUAGGUUGGCCAAACUUUUUAAAACUGUAAUGCAAGAACCAAAUAAAAUUAUGCACUGUGACGUGGCACCAGUUAGAAAGAUCGCAUGCAUUUUUCAUGUAGAGUGAAAACAAAAUGAGAACAUACUAUGGCUUGAAGUUUCAAAGAGGAAAACUCCUGACUACCAUUUUGACUGAUCAAGAGACUAAUAGAUUAAAACCUCAGCAGGCCUUGUUCACGUUAUGCAGAAAAAAAAAAAAAAAAAGUGCUGCAGUUUAGAUACCUCUGGAACUUUUCCACAGUGUCACAGGUUUGUAAUACUUGAAGCCCUACAUUUCUAAGAAUAUAUUUCUUGCUCAGUUGUUUCAGGCAAGCCCAAGACUUUGUAACUUUUAAGGGGCCCAAGAUUUUUUUUUCAAUAACAGACCAGCUUCUUAUUCCUGCAGUUACAGAUGUAAUUUCCUUUGUCAAACAUAAGGUACCAAAUAUAAUGCAAUAAAACGUUUUGAAAAACAACUGUGUGAAUAUUUAAACCAAUCUAUGUUGUUGUACUUGGACAGUGAAUGGGUUUGCUGGAGUGCAGCUCAGGGCUGGCUUACUGUGCUGUCCAGUCAUGCUAACAAUGUCACUGCUGAUGGGUGGUCAUUGAGUACAAAGUGCAAAUGCAUUCUAUGUAAAUACUGAAUGUCUGGGAAGUCCUAUAACACGAUGCUUUGCUUUUAAGUUCCACCAGUGUUAGGAUGAAUUUUGUUUUCCAAGUCAAGCUUCAGUCUACAAGUCUACUGUGUUAAUAAUAUAGAUAAGUGCUCAAAAUGUUUUCUUUUGUAGGCUCAACAUAUAAAACAGAGCAGAAAUAAACUACAGCUUACAAAGUGAGUGCCUUCUUUGCUGCAGGAGUUCAGUUACAGAGUCUCUGUUGUGUGGAUACACAGCCUUCCUCUUCCACAUAAUGGAAUUCAGUGAUUGACAUGUACAGUUAAGAGAUCCCAGAAGACUUACUGGGGUUUGUAGUUUUAUAACUGUCACAACACCAGGCUUUUGUUCAUUGUGUCUUCAGCUCCACUUUGUUUUCAUGGUUAGCCUAUUGUGUGUACGUUUGCAGUAUAGUUCCCCUCAGAAGUGUGGGUUGCUGUAUUUGUAUAUUUAACCUGCUGGGCUUUUAGAGACUAGAAUACCUACAGAGCCUUCAGCUGACUCUGGCAUUGAUGUCUUGAUCUCAGUUGUUUCUGCAGCCUGAGAUACUUGGACUGCAUGUCUUCUGCAACUCCUGGAGAUGGUUCAGUCUUGCCUGCACAAGCUGUGAGCUUUUGGCCUUGCCUCUUCAGUAUUGCUCCCAUUUCCUGGCUGCUGAUGCUUAAGCUGGAGGCAGAUGAAUGUUCACUUGUAACAGAUUGGGAAUUGCAUCAAGCAAGUUUGGGGGUUUUUUUUCCAAAUAUGGGGGUUUUGGGUGCUGCCUAUAAAUGGGAUUAUUUCCUUUUUCACUGCCUGUUUUUGCAUUGAAAUGGAUGAACUAAAAGCUGGAAGUUACUUAUCUUUGUUUGUGCAAAUGGGGAAAAGGAUGCUUCAGUGGGCCUUCCACAAGUCUCCAUCUACACAUCUGUUUUGAUUUCCCUAAAGACACUUCAUAACCUUGCUGAAAGGCAUCCACACUGCUUCAGAGAUGGUGCUUUUGGAUUAAAGAGGUUACUCAUCCCCUUCCAGAAGACUGCAAGCCCAGGACAGGAAACUACACCAAGAGUUUACCUGAAGAUGGAGGUUCUUUAAUUGGCAAAGAAAUUGUUAUUCCUUCAUCUUCACAUCUGUCCUGUGAGAUGCAAGGCUGACUUUUGAGGAAGAGCUUUUUUAAGAGCUGGAAAUGAAGUUGAAAUCCAGUGCAAUGAGUCUUUUUUGGUAGCACAGAGUGCUGUGCUGCAGUGGAAGCUUUCCUUUGUGUGCUGAGAUCCAAAAUUGUAAUUACUGCUGCUUGGCUGCCACAGCAGGUGAGCAGGGAAUGCAGUUGUGGCCAGGGAAUUAGAGCACUGGCAUCACACAAUCUGGUUUGAUUCUUCAUGGUUUUCACUGGAGAAGGAUUUCACCAUCAGUGGAGCCACUGGUAAUGACACGUGAUACGGGUAUCUUUCCUGGGGGAAAAAAAAUUCAGACAAUAAAUUUUUCUUAGAUAAGAGAAGAUGAUGAACAUUGCAUGAAGUAAUGCCAGAGUUAGAUGUGGGCUUAAAUUGUAGGGAGCUGGGAGCUGUGGUUUUCCCUGUGAUGGUGGGUGAGGUACUCACUUCUUCCAUGUAGAGACCAAAGCAUGCAGGCACAUGUGUGAACAAGAAGGUAAAAUAGCCUCAAACUUACCUAUUCAGUAAUUAAUUUCUUUGCAUAUUAAAUGCCUUAAAAGCUAUAUUCAACUUUUUUUUUCAGUAGAGGUCUUAACAUUUGCAUGUUCAUAGCGGGGAGGCUUGCUGUGUCAGCCAGAAGAGGGAAGUUUGUCACCCAGGUGUUCCCCUAGCAUGGGGAGCAAAUUCCAGGUUUUCCAGGGAGCUCUCUAGGGCUAGAUGAGGUGUUUAUGAUCAGCCUGUUAAAUCUUCCUUUAGCAUUUGGAUUUGCCAGGUCUGGAGGUGCAGCCAUAACAGCAGAAUCUGGGAGUUGGUGUAGCAACUCACACAUUGAGUUGUGUUUUCCCCACGAGAGCAGGGGGAGAUCAGGCCUGGGGAGGCAGAGGUGCAAAUACAGUUUCAUUAUCAUGUGAGCGAGAUAAAAAAGAAAACUGAAGGUCUCUGUCUAAUGUGAUGCCUUUGGGGGUUGGAGCAAUGGUGCCAUCAUGCCUGCAGCAUUCACAUGUUGUUGCCACAGUUCUGUUUUGGGCAUGUACCCCUAAUGCCAAUAAAACUACUUGAUACCAUAAUCCAGCUCAAUAGACCCAGAUCAAAAUUUUAUUUUUCUCUUUUUGUGAUUGCUUUAACUGUUUUUCUAAAUGUUCUGUGCAGAGUACUUAGCUAACUUUGAAAUCUUUCCCCCUAAGGAAUUUUGCUUUACAAAUGCCAUUUUUACCUAAGUGUAAUGUAAAAUAGCUUGAACUAUGUGGAAUUCAGAGUUACACUCGUGUGAUAACACAGUGCUUUGGGGUCCUGUGAAGGAAAACAGUGCAAAUGUAGUGUAAUUAGACAGUUGUAUCAGUAAUUGAUUUGAGUUGUCUAUAAGCUCGUUAAUGAAAGGCCAAGUUUCAGGUGGAGGAAAGUGGGUGCUGAGCCUGGGGAAAGGCUCUUGCUUCCAGGAGCUUUCCAGUUAUCAGCUGUCCUGGGAUGGGAUGAGGUGAGCUGCAAAGGGCAAAUGCUUUUACAAAACCUCUGGCCAUGCCAUUGUGAUUAUACUUCCUGGAAAUUAAAGUUGCAAUCUACAAACACUAAUUUUAAUGGCUGUGUUGGGCAGGGACACUUUCCAGGAGCACACGGCCAGCAGUGGGAAUGGCAAGGAGCACCUGGUAGAGCAGCUCGUCAAAAGAAGACUGAAGUGAGUUAGAAGGAGGUGGCAUAAUAGAAAUUCCAUUUUUUAUUAAAUAUAAAAUAGCUUUCCUAUUACUAGGAAGAUGAGAGUGAAGCUGUAAAUACUAUAAAUGCAGUCUUCCCAUGCCAAGGAAGCUGUAAAUGUGUAUUACUUCUGGAGUGGUACAAGCAAAACCAGUAGUAUGUUGACAAAGACCCUAGCUUUGUAUGUUAGUCUUCAUGUGAAUUGUGGCAGAAAACUGGGAGGACAAAAAUUGUCCACUGUAUGAGAGACAAUAUCCAAGAGUUGGUAAUAUUGCAAGAGAAAUGUUGCUACAAAAUCCAAAGCAUCUUAGAAUAGCUUCCCUAAGAUGUUUGUUUUAAUUCAAAGUGUUAAACUUGCUAACUGUUCACAAAGAAAGACAAAGAAGUACUUUCACAAGAUAUUUCUGCCUGGCACUGCCCAUUCAAUAUCUACCUCUACUAGUCCUAGUCUAGUUUGGCUACUGCAUAAUUUUAGCCAUUUAGCAUACAACAUAUGAAAAAGUGUCAUUUACCUGGUCAGUGAAUGUAUGAUGAUGGAUAACAUUUAGUUUUAAACUGUAAUGCAAUAAAACCACAAAGUUAGUGAUUAAAUCCUGUUGUUGGUUCAGUGCAGCAGCAUAUUUAUUGCUUCAUUGCUGAUCCGUUCAAAAAAAAAUCUGAAUUAUGGACUCCACCAAGUUACUUGCAAUUGUACUGGGAUUUGCUUUCCCUUCCAGCCUUCCUAACUGGUUAACAAUGUUGUACUGUGUUUUUACGCUCUUCUCUGGUGGUAGUAAAUAUCAAAACUAGCAGGAAGUCAAUCAAAGAAUAAAAAUGCUGAGUUCUGUUUGUAA
Molecule: messenger RNA, 7804 nt
Organism: Catharus ustulatus (Swainson's thrush)
Lineage: Eukaryota; Metazoa; Chordata; Aves; Passeriformes; Turdidae
Gene: NAA15
Product: N-alpha-acetyltransferase 15, NatA auxiliary subunit
Exons: 20
Coding region: 106-2703 (865 amino acids)
Biological process (GO): N-terminal peptidyl-methionine acetylation
Cellular component (GO): NatA complex; cytoplasm
Molecular function (GO): protein binding; protein-N-terminal amino-acid acetyltransferase activity
Source: RefSeq, a predicted model, not a curated record